Trematomus bernacchii (emerald rockcod) is the source of this 2626-nucleotide messenger RNA. RefSeq lists its product as uncharacterized. The record is from RefSeq and is a predicted model, not a curated record. Bases 1 to 2298 code for a protein of 765 amino acids. The transcript has 14 exons. NCBI's taxonomy places the organism in Eukaryota, Metazoa, Chordata, Actinopteri, Perciformes, Nototheniidae.
AUGGCUGCCGCUCUGCUGCUCCUGCUUCAGCUGGUCUCACUGGCGUCUGCAGCACAUCACUACGGGGGAACCGUGACCUAUAGCUACAAAGGAAGAAACCCUGAUGGAUCAUUUAGGGUGGACUUUCGCAACAGGGCGACCUAUGAUGGGUGUCGGUCCUCCCAGAACCACAGAUGUAGCACUGGCAACUGUGGCUUAGUCACUAAUCAACAGAGAGGCACAAUUGACAGGAGCACCAAUGCACCGCAAAGCAACAGACAAUGGUGUGAAACAGAAACAGUUCAACAAAGAAAAGUCCCAACUGACAAACCUUUUCAGCUGAGGGCAAGUAGCUGUUGUUGGAUCCGAACACGUAACGGGGUUUCAGGUUGGAGAUUUCAAACUCAAGUAGAUUUGGGAUCAAGAUCUGACACUGGCAAACCAAACAGAUCCCCAGACAUUGCCAUUCUACCUUUCCUACGAGUUCCCCAGAACUGCCCACGGACCUACAAGCUGAUGUCCUUCGACGCUGAUGGCGACACAGUUCGCUGCAGAUAUGGAAAUAUCAGAAAUAUAGAGUGCAGCGGAUGUAACCAACCUUCAGGCUUUGUCUUGGAUCAGGGUUCCUGCUCCUUACGUUACAACGAUGCCACCGUCAACCCAAGUGUUUUUGGAUUUGAGUUGGUGGUGGAGGACUUCCCGCAAAGGCCCAUCUCUCUGUCCUACACCGAUGGAACCCAAUCCUACAAGGCUCCACUGAUUCCCAUGAGGCAUAAACGAGCAUUGAACCAUGUACACCACACAAGGACUUCAGCAAUAACUACACGUCAGAACACCCCUCUCAGUAAACUGCCUUUGCAAUUCUCCUUUCUUGUGGACCCACCUGCUCCCUCGUGUGUUGAUGGACUCUACUUGCCAAAGUUUGUGCACCCAACACCUGAAAAUGGACAACACAUCAAUGCUGAGGUCAACAAAGAAGUGGAGAUCAGAGUACGAGCAAAAGCUUCACAUGCAACACUACAUGAUAUCAUCAUCAGUGGGCCACUGAAUAUCACCAAGCACAGAAGCACACAUGGAGACUUUGUCAUUAGGUGGACGCCUGGCCCUGAUGAUAUGGGGGAUCAUUACCCAAUCUGCUUUGCUGUUGAAUCAGUAAAUGAUCCCGCCUCUACUCUCCCCCCUCAAACCACCAUUUAUUACGGUUACCAUUACCACGUCACCCAAUCUCCAGAGCCCGGCAUCUAUCAGUCGGAGAUGAGGUGCGUUCUGGUGAACAUCGGUAAAAGACUAAUUGAAUCCCAUGUGACCUGCCAUGAGUCCUCAAUGACGGUAGAGGUUAACAGAUCUUCUCUCCCUGGACUUCAUGAGGAUCAUUUACGCCUCAAUGACCCCAGCAACACGGCCUGCGACCUGCACACAAACUCCAACAGCACGCACAUCGUCGCCAUCGUACCCCUCAACGCCUGCGGCACUCAGAUCGAGGAAGAUGAGGAAAACCUGGUUUUCAAAAAUGAAAUCACCACGGUGGACAACGUACACGACCUGAUCACCAGGAACCACCUGCUGGAGGUCCAGUUCUACUGCCAGUACCCCAAACGUGGGAACGUGACGCAGGGCUUCACAGCACACAGGAGGAAUGUGGUGGUGUGGGAUAAAGGCUUUGGAAAGUUCACCUACGAGUUUGAGUUCUACCCAGACAUCCGAUAUAGACAAAUGAUUGAUCCAGGGCUGUACCCUCUGGAGUACGAUGUGAAGAACAGGAUCUACAUGCAGAUAGAGGCCAAAUCUACCGUCAACAACACCCAGCUGUUUGUGGAGUCCUGCAGCGCGGCGCCAUAUGACACCCCCAACUACUGGCCAACAUACUCCAUCAUCGAGAAUGGGUGUAAUUUGGACCAAACGGUUCAGGUGCAUCCGAGGGCCAACCCGAGACAGUUCAGGUUCAGCAUGGAGGCCUUCCAGUUCAUCGGCUUGCACGACCAGGUGUACAUCAGCUGUUCAGUGCUGAUGUGUGAGGCAGGGAGCAGCGGCACCAGGUGCUCACAGGGGUGCAUCAACUCCCGCCUUGCUGGGCAUCAUCAUCAUCACCGCAAGAGAGAGGCUAUCACUCAGAGCGCCAGGCACUUCAUUUCCCAGGGUCCACUGCGUUUGAAGAGAUCAGCGGAGAGCACCGGGAGCCCAGCGACCCCCCUGAAUCUGAACCUGGUUUUCAUCGUUGGAUGUCUUCUUGCAGCCGUUGGUAUGAUCAGUGCAGUGGCCCUGUACAAAGUCAGAGCAUCAAAGGUCAAAUACCAACCGUUGCCCUCUAUUGAAAACUAAGAAAGCCGCCAUCUGCUACCCAUUUUUUUAUCGGUUGCAUUUGACUACAUUAAGCUUCUUGUUUUUUAAUGCUAUCAGAUAAUGAGUCUUCAUUUGUGCCUUAUGGGUUAUAAGUGGUGUUUAUUGUGGUGUUAACCACCGUUUACAGUGUAAUCCUAUGUAGCUUGUGAUUCUUCUAUCAUGUACUCCGUUAUGAUUUAAAACUUGAUUGAUAUGUGUAUCCAAUCAUUAUAAUGCUUAAUGUUAAUAGUACAUGUCAAACGUAAUUGUUCCUCCUUAUCCUAACUCAUUUAGGCUUAAUGUAUCAAUAAAAACUCUCUCAAAUCUC